UUCAUUCAUUCUUUGUAUUCACACUCAAUGAAAAUUUUAAUGAGUACCUAUUAUGUGCCCUUGUUUUAGAUUCUGGGAACAAAGCAAUGUCCAAAGUACAAUUUUUUUUAAAAAAAGUUAUCCUCCGAGAUUUUCAUUCUAGUGGGUGUUAGUGUUUGUGGUUAAGUCCAAUGGGGACUGGUGCUAAGGAGUAAGAAGAAAACUAGAGGUGGGAAGCGGGGAGAGGACUUGCUGGCUGGGGCAGUUGCCAUGACAUAGGGUGGCCAUGGAGGCCUCACUGAGAAGGUAACAUUUAGGAUGAGUCUUCAGUGCUCCUAAUCAUGUAUUCAGUUGAUAGUUGGUGCUGGGGCAGAGACAAAUCUUCAAUCUGAAAUCUGACAUGCUCGUGUCUCUUCAUUGAGGCACUCUAGGAUUGCUAGGGGUAUUGGGAGCUAAACUGCUCAUGUGCAUCAAGAUUCUGGCGGCUUAUGGUCUAAAAGACGUUUAUGAGGUCACCAUAGAGGUCUUGGUGGCUCAUGCCCAACUGAGCCAUCCACCCCUUUUACAAAAGUUGCAUCUUUGCAGUCAGUAUCAUAGAUGCCCUCGUUCUGCAGUCACUGAUGAUAGAACCGCCGACUUUGAUGGGCAUAGACCCAUCUAGAAUGACUUGGCAGAGGGAGUCCAGGAGUCUCUCUUUUGUCUAGGACCUUGGCUGCUGCAUUUAUGGGAACUAGUAGUAAUUUGGCCUGUGCUCACCCUCAAUAGGAGAAUUGCAGUAGAAAUGAUGGUAAGCUCUGCAGUUUGACUUAUCUUCCUUUAAAAUGUGUUUGGAAAUUGGUUUUAUCUUUGUACCUAAGCCUCUCUGAUUCAGAGGACCCCAUUUAUGACAGCGGGAUGCAUUUUGGGAAGAUGCCAACUGUUGCUUACCCCCCUACUACCUGCUGGCCAUCGGCACUGAAAUGUAUGAAUGGAUAGGUUCAGUCACCAUCUACCAGGAUGUAAGCUACUGGAAGAAGCAUGGACUUAUUUUACUCUAGUGCUUCUGAAACAAAAACAGUGCCAGUCAUGUAGUAGUUACUCAAUAAAUAUUUGUUUAAUUGAAUGAUCACCAAAUGACAAGCAAGGUGACAAUGAGCCAAAACACCAUAUGAUGGUGUCUCAUGAAUUAUCUCUUGCCCCAAAGAUCAAGCAGUGGAGAUGUGGACUCCUGGACCAGCACCAGCACUUUGUUUCUCACUGUGGCUCUCCCCUGUGUCACUCUCCCUCUCAGAGAGGCUCAUGCUCCUUAGUGACUGUCCAGUCUGGCUUGUCAUCCUUUCCCUGCCACUACUCAGCCUGUCCUAAGACAUGGCUUUGAAUCUCUAAGGGCGUAUCCCAGCUCUAAAAUGUUCUCAUUUUAUCACCUGGAAAAGCCAACACCUGCCGGUUAUUUGUACAAAACAAGAACACCUUUCUAGAAGGAACUGGAGCAAGCACCACUUCUGAAAAUUACUUUUUAAAAGGAAGUCUGUUUUUGCUCAGUGCCAUUAAGUCAGUUCCAUAUCUGGGCAGCUCAUAAAUAACAUCAUUCUUUUUGAACCGUUGUCUUUAAUCUGUUUGUAAAAACCACAGGGAUCCCAGCCACUUGUCGUUGGUUUGAGGCUAUGCAUUUUCUUGUGUGAUUUCACAUCUGCCAUCCUCUCCCCUACACAAGAACAUCUAUGACACAUAGAGAAUUGAGCACAGAAUGACUCAGGUGGCUUCAUUCUCUUGGAAAUCCCGGUGUUAUCAUGAGCAAUGGACUCAGUGAAAAUUGGGAAAAUUUAGUGAAAGAAAUUUAACAAAAAGCAACAUGAACAAAGUUGUUCCUUGCUUUAUAUUUUAUAAUUGUGAAAAACUAAAAAUAAAUUUCCGUCAGUAGUAAAUUAUGAUCCUUUUAUACUAUAGAAAGUGGUAAGAUAGUUAAGAGUGAUAUACACCCUCAAGAACUUGUUGAAGGAAAAAGAAGUUUCAUCUAGAUUUUGUCCACUGUGAGUUCACGUGUACAAAAGAGAAAACAAAACGCAUCUUUUGAUCUGACACGUGUAUGUUAAUUCAUCGGGAAAGGUCUGGAAGGGAUAAAGUGGUUACCAAUGUCAUUUCUGGAGCUGAGGCAGGAUUGGCAGAUUUGGUGCACGAUGAGAGUGCUUCACUCACUCUAGGCUUCUGUGUUUUUGCCAUUUUAUAAAGACACAGUCAUGGUUCCCACUUACAAUUAUGACACCCGGAAUUAUUGCAGAGGAAAAGAUGUGUGACAAAGAGAAAUUGGGGCACCAGGUGAGAUUUGAGGUCUGGAGAAGGAAGACGAAGCACUUCAGAUGAAUUCUGACACUUGCCACCAUAUCCCGUAAUAUUUUGUGAGCAGUGAUUUGGAGCUUAUGCAGUAUUGUGCAGUAUUAUGUGUAUAUCACGUAUAUAAAUGUGUGUGUGUAUAUGUAUAUGUAUGGGUAUAUAUGGUAUACACAUAGUACUGUACAACACGUAUACAUAUGUGACACACAUGCAUAUAUAUGUUUGCAUAUAUAUGUAUGUAUAUAUACAUCACUUCAAAAGACUUGACCUAGAAUGGAAGGUCCCCAAAUCAAGAAAACCCAAGGAAUUGAGUACAGUUUUCACAUGUACCUUCUUUUGGUGUAUUUGUAAGCACUGAGCAGAAUGUCAUACCUUUAGGAAACAUUGACUCACUUCUAUCCUUGUAUGAAUAAUUCUGUCCCAGUCACAGCACCGUUGUGUCAACCACAGAAGUCUUCUCUCUAGCUCACGAGGUUAUUUCCACCAGUGGAUUUGCUCCUUCAGUCCAAAAGCUCUCUGGACCUCCGCUGACCCCGUAGUGAGUUCAAGGCCCUAAUCCAGUAGUACAACGGGAGUUCAUACCACCCUGAGCCUGGAAAGAUGGUGUCACAGUCUAUGGGCCAGCAGGAUUCUCCUGUGCACCCUUGGGAAGGGGUCAGCAACGACCCUGGCGACACUGAUAAUUCACCCAAUCUCCUGGACCCUGAGCAGCCUCCUUGCAAAUCAGAUGUCAGGGUCAUGAGGCACAGAGCUGCCUGGAUCACCCCCCAGUGUGCGCAGCAACGGGUACAGGAUUUGUCCCCUCCGGUGCCGAACGUGGGGGACAGUGGGAACCGCUUUAGAAAGGACGCUGUGUCUCCCCUGGGUUCUUCACUGUCGUCCCUUGGGGACUCCAUGGAGGAGACGUCGCUGUCCAAGGGUCCUGCAUACUCCGGUGACAAGAGCAGGGACUUCUCUUCUUCCUCAAACGAGGAGCAGGCAAGGCUCCCAGGACACUCUCUUCAGAUGUCUGUGUUCACAAGCUCCAGGGUUUCGUCUGCCUCCUCAUGUCCAGAAGCUGACAGUCCUUUUUUGAAGCCUUCCCACCUGACAGCUUCCACUGAUAAAGGUGCUGUUCCAGUCGGCAGAAGAGCCAAUUCUUUGAAUUCCUUCUCCCCAGAAGCGUUCUUGCUCCCCGUCGAUGUAGAAAAGGAAAAUGCGCACUUUUAUGUAGCGGACAUGAUGAUCGCUGCAAUGGAGGAAAUAAAGUGUAUCAUGCUCAGUCAACAGCACACACAAAGCUGGAGUGCAGAAGCCAGCACACAGCUCCAGAAUGAUCAAGCUGACCCCGAAACGGCCUCGUAUAUGAGCAUAAAGCGAGAAUCUGGGUCUUCUAAUUCUUCUGACAGUGGCUAUGAAGGCUGUGCUAUGUUACAAGGCAGCCCAGUGGCUGAGACCCCCACUUCCUGUGACGUGCUCAAAGAAGACUGUAAAUGUGACUUCGAUGACUUUGUUGUCGUAGAACUCGGUACGUGUAACAAUCUCACAGAAACCUGUGGGUGCUCCUGCAGCUCCUCUAAGAGUGUCACUUAUGAGCCAGAUUUCAAUUCUGCUGAGCGAAUAGCCAAAGAGUUGUACCGAGUAUUCCGGAAGUGCUGGAUGUUGUCAGAGCUUGAUCAUCAGCCAGCAGGGGCUCCGAGUGCAGCUGGCUCAGUGGUUGUGAAUGAAGAGCGGGUCCGGAAAGAUUUUGAAUCCAGUGUGGACGUAGUUCAGGAGAUUAAAUUUAAGUCGAGGAUCAGAGGGCCUGAAGACUGGGAGCCCCCUAGAUUUCAGAUCAUAUUCAGCGUUCACCCACCACUCAAGAGGGAGCUCGUGGUAGCAGCCCAGAAUUUUUUAUGUGCUGGCUGUGGAACACCAGUAGAAACUAUCAUGCGCAGAUACGCACAAAGCACCAAAGCAUUUGAGUUGCCGAUGGACACAUUUCCAGAUGAAGCUGAAGAAGAGUUUGUGAAGCGGCUGCGGUACUGCGAAUACCUGGGGAAGUACUUCUGUGAGUGCUGUCACUCCUACGCAGAGACCUGCAUCCCUGCCCGGAUCCUCGCCACGUGGGACUUCAGGAAGUACUAUGUCAGCAAUUUCUCCAAACGGCUGCUGGACGGCUUAUGGCACCAGCCCGUUUUUAAUUUGCUGAGCGUUGGCCACAGCCUGUAUGCCAAGGCCAAGGAGCUGGACAGAGUGAGGGAAACCCGGGAGCAACUUUUUCAUAUCAAGAAGCUGUUGAAGACCUGCAGGUUUGCUGAAAGGGCGUUAAAGGAGUUUGAGCAGGUGCCGGGGCACUUGACUAAUGAGCUCCACCUCUUCUCCCUGGAUGAUCUGGUCAGGGUCAAGAAAAAGCUGCUGGUGCCCUUGCUCAAGGACAUUCUAAAAGCUUCCCUCGCACAUGUGGCCGGCUGUGAGCUGUGUCAAGGAAAGGGCUUCAUUUGUGAAUUUUGCCAGAGCGCAGCUGUCAUCUUCCCGUUUCAGACCGAAACAUGUAGAAGAUGUUCAGGGUGCAGAGCCUGCUUUCACAAGCGGUGUUUCCGGUCGUCUGGGUGUCCCCGCUGUGCCAGGAUCACAGCUAGGAGAAGACUUUUGGAAACUUUACCCUCUGCGGCAUCAUGAAGCCCCGAGUAUUGUGGAAAAGACUCUUCGAUAUGUCUAUAACACCCAUUUGUGUCUAUUAUUGAUAACAUCAUUUUAGAUUUUGAGUAUUGUAUAUUCAGAAAAGAAUUGCCAGUAUUCUUUUUAUCACAUAUAUUUAAUGUUUUCAAAAGAAUGCAGACUGUUAUUAAGCAUAGAUUUGUUACUGGUGGUUUUGUUUACACUUGGUCAGUGUUUUUGCUGCUACUGUUUUUUUAAAGAGUUUUUUUGGAUACUUUUUAAACUGUAUUUGAGUGGUUGUAUAUAGCUAAUAUUGGAACCUGUUUUUUUUAUGAAUUAUAACUGAUGAGACAAAUUACUCCAUUUCUCUUCCUAUAAAGCAUGUUUUGUGAAAUGGAUUGGUCCUUUAAAUGAACAAAAGUGUAACCAACAA
Suricata suricatta (meerkat) is the source of this 5341-nucleotide messenger RNA. RefSeq names its product rubicon like autophagy enhancer (gene RUBCNL). The transcript has 15 exons. The coding region runs from base 2890 to 4929 and encodes 679 amino acids. NCBI's taxonomy places the organism in Eukaryota, Metazoa, Chordata, Mammalia, Carnivora, Herpestidae. Gene Ontology annotation, cellular component: autophagosome membrane; intracellular membrane-bounded organelle. Gene Ontology annotation, molecular function: phosphatidylinositol phosphate binding. The record is from RefSeq and is a predicted model, not a curated record. Gene Ontology annotation, biological process: autophagosome-endosome fusion; autophagosome maturation; autophagosome-lysosome fusion.